Molecule: messenger RNA, 2548 nt
Organism: Aspergillus uvarum CBS 121591
Lineage: Eukaryota; Fungi; Ascomycota; Eurotiomycetes; Eurotiales; Aspergillaceae
Gene: prp28
Product: mRNA splicing protein PRP28
Exons: 3
Coding region: 39-2495 (818 amino acids)
Biological process (GO): mRNA splicing, via spliceosome
Cellular component (GO): catalytic step 2 spliceosome
Molecular function (GO): ATP binding; RNA helicase activity; RNA binding
Source: RefSeq, a predicted model, not a curated record
GCUGUAUUUCCUUCCUCUUUCUAUCUCCAUAAUUCACCAUGGAUGGUAUAAUUACAAACGGUUCGUUGGAGACUCCCCCUCCUCCUAUGCCACCUCCAGAGCCUAUCGAACGCCCUCCUUCUCCUCCCCCACCUCCAGAGGACUCCUCCGCUCCUCCUCCGCCGCCAGACACGUCCGCACCUCCGCCACCGCCGGAGGACCUUCCACCUGCUCCGCCGCCAGAGCCCGAAUCCAAGAAGAAGAAAGUCGGAUGGGGAGCCCCCAAACGCCCAGCUGCUACGCCUCUGAGUGUCGAGGAGCUGGUGCGCAAGAAACGGGAAGCUGAUGCUGCAGCUGCCAAGCCCAAAUUUCUGUCGAAGAAGGAACGCGAAAAGAUCGCCCUUGAGAAGCGCCAAAAGGAAGUCGAAGCCGCGCGCAGACUCAAGACUGAUCAGACGUCCUCCCAGACGAUCGACAACACAUCCUCCAGCCGCUCAUCAGAGUCCCGGUCCCGCCACAAUGACAACUCCCGCUCGAUUCCCACCGGUCCACGAGCCAUGCGCAACUCUUCCGAUGCGCCCAGCGCGCCGGCUUCGAUGCGCAACAACAAGAACUACGAUCUCUCACCUCCCCCUCCCCCUAAAUCGAUGUCGUAUGGCUUGACCAGCGGCCCUGGCAAACAACAUAAGAACAGAAGAGGCGCCGUGGACGACGCCGAGGAGGAACAAGCGGCACAAGCCGCGCUUAUCAAGCAACGGUACAUGGGCGCCGACCAGACGUCAAAUUUCUCCGCGAAGAAGAAGCGCAAGCGCACGACAGAUCGCAAGUUCAACUUCGAGUGGAAUGCUGAGGAAGACACUAGCGGCGACUACAACCCGCUCUACAAACACCGGCACGAAGCUAACUUCUUCGGCCGCGGCCGUCUGGCUGGCUUCGGCGACGAUGUUGCUGACGCAGUGGCCAAGACCUACGCGCGGGCUCUAGAGGACCGCGACCGCGAGGCUGGCAGCAUCCGCGCGCGCGAAAUCCUGGAGAUGGAGCGCCGUCGCCGCGAAGAGAGUACCCGCAACCAGUUGGACAAGCACUGGUCCGAGAAGAAGCUCGAACAUAUGCGCGAGCGCGAUUGGCGUAUCUUCAAGGAAGACUUCAACAUCAGUACCAAGGGUGGGAGCGUGCCCAACCCAAUGCGCUCGUGGGAUGAAUCGGGACUGCCCUCGCGUCUACUGGAGCUCAUCGGCCUGGUUGGAUAUAAGGAACCCACUCCUAUCCAGCGUGCAGCUAUUCCAAUCGCUAUGCAGAAUCGCGAUCUCAUCGGUGUGGCUGUCACUGGUUCCGGCAAAACGGCGGCCUUCCUCCUCCCACUUCUCUGUUACAUUGCGGAGCUUCCUCGGAUUGACGAAUUCGAAUGGCGCAAGAACGAUGGACCCUACGCUAUUGUGCUGGCACCGACUCGUGAAUUGGCGCAACAGAUCGAGAUUGAAGCCAAGAAGUUCACCCAACCGCUUGGAUUCAACGUCGUCAGUAUCGUCGGUGGACACUCGUUCGAAGAACAGGCUUACAGUCUCCGCGACGGUGCGGAGAUCAUUAUCGCUACGCCUGGUCGUCUCGUCGACUGUAUCGAGCGCCGGAUGCUCGUCCUCAGUCAAUGUUGCUACGUGAUCAUGGAUGAAGCCGAUCGGAUGAUCGAUCUGGGUUUCGAAGAGCCUGUCAACAAGAUCUUGGAUGCUUUGCCUGUUACCAAUGAGAAGCCAGACAGCGAGGAAGCCGAGAACUCCAUCGCAAUGAGCCGCCAUAUCAACUCGAAUCAGCCGUCCCAUCUUCAACGCUACCGUCAAACAAUGAUGUACACGGCCACCAUGCCUUCAGCUGUCGAACGCAUCGCCCGCAAAUACCUCCGCCGCCCAGCCAUUGUGACCAUUGGUAGCGCCGGUGAAGCCGUCGAUACAGUCGAGCAGCGUGUGGAGUUGAUCGCAGGAGAAGAUAAGCGUAAGAAACGCCUCGGCGAGAUCCUGUCGUCGGGCGAUUUCCGUCCUCCGAUCAUUGUGUUCGUCAACAUCAAGCGCAACUGCGAUGCCAUUGCUCGGGAGAUCAAACAGUGGGGCUUCUCGUCUGUUACGUUGCACGGUAGUAAGACGCAAGAGCAGCGUGAGGCGGCGCUGGCGUCCGUUCGGAACGGGUCAACCGAUGUGCUGGUGGCGACCGACCUGGCGGGUAGAGGUAUCGAUGUGCCGGAUGUCAGUCUGGUCAUCAACUUCAACAUGGCGACAAGUAUCGAGAGUUACACGCAUCGUAUCGGUCGUACGGGUCGUGCUGGAAAGAGUGGUGUUGCCAUCACCUUCCUCGGGAACGAGGAUUCCGACGUUAUGUACGAUCUUAAACAGAUGCUUAUCAAGUCGCCUAUCUCCCGGGUCCCCGAGGAGCUUCGCAAGCACGAGGCGGCCCAGUCCAAGCCGACGCGAGGCAUGCCCAAGAAGAUCGAGGAAAGUACGGGAAAUGCUGGCAAGGGUGGGUGGUAGUUUAAUGUUAACGUGCCCAGAGUGUUUGGGAAGACAAUAUACCUUACUAUAUC